GUCGCAUAUAAAAGCCGGCGAUAGCCGCGGUCGCAGUUCCACACGACGAGUGAGCGCGUCAAGAUGGCGUGGGGAAGGCGUCUUGUUGUGGGCUUAGCGCUCCUCGGGCUGGUAGCGGCAGUCUCCGCCCUCCAACAAAGAGAAUACCAAAGAAUAAAACGGGCGCCGCAGCCAGUGCCCAGGAGAUGGAGGCGGCAGGCCGAGGAGGGCAGCAAGAAGGAGGAGAGCUUCGAGGCGGAGCUGUGCAAGGAUAAGGAUGCGGGCGAGUGGUUCAGACUGGUGGCCGGCGAGGGCGACAACUGCAGAGACGUCAUCCAGUGCACGUCAUCGGGUCUUCAGGCCAUCCGAUGCCCCGCCGGUCUGUACUUCGACAUUGAGAAGCAGACCUGUGACUGGAAGGACGCCGUGAAGAACUGCAAGCUGAAGAACAAGGAGCGCAAGGUGAAGCCUCUGCUCUACACCGACGAGCCCCUCUGCCAGGACGGCUCCCUCGCCUGCGGUGACGGCGCCUGUAUCGAGAGGGGACUCUUCUGCAACGGCGAGAAGGACUGUAACGAUGGCUCUGACGAAAACUCUUGCGACAUCGAGAACGACCCCAACCGCGCCCCGGCCUGCGACCCGGCCGUGUGCGUGCUGCCCGACUGCUUCUGCUCGGAGGACGGCACCACCAUCCCCGGCGACCUGCCCUCCAAGGACGUCCCCCAGAUGAUCACCAUCACCUUCGACGACGCCAUCAACAACAACAACAUUGAGCUGUACAAGGAGAUGUUCAACGGCAAGCGCAAGAACCCCAACGGUUGCGACAUCAAGGCCACCUUCUUCGUGUCCCACAAGUACACCAACUACUCGGCUGUCCAGGAAACGCACCGCAAGGGCCACGAGAUCGCCGUGCACUCCAUCACCCACAACAACGACGAGCAGUUCUGGAGCAACGCCACGGUCGACGACUGGGCCAAGGAGAUGGCGGGCAUGAGGAUCAUCAUCGAGAAGUACGCCAAUCUGACCGACAACUCGGUGGUGGGCGUGCGCGCGCCCUACCUGCGUGUGGGUGGCAACAACCAGUUCACCAUGAUGGAGGAGCAGGCCUUCCUGUACGACUCGACCAUCACCGCCCCGCUGUCCAACCCGCCCCUGUGGCCCUACACCAUGUACUUCCGCAUGCCUCACCGCUGCCACGGCAACCUGCAGCACUGCCCCACCCGCUCGCACGCCGUCUGGGAGAUGGUGCUCAACGAGCUCGACCGUCGUGAAGACCCCAACUUCGACGAGAACAUACCCGGCUGCGCCAUGGUCGACUCUUGCAACAACAUCUUGACGGGCGACCAGUUCUACAACUUCCUCAACCACAACUUCGACCGGCACUACGACCAGAAUAGGGCGCCGCUUGGCCUCUACUUCCACGCCGCCUGGCUCAAGAACAACCCCGAGUUCCUCGACGCGUUCCUGUACUGGAUCGACGAGAUCCUGGCCAACCACAACGACGUGUACUUCGUGACCAUGACACAGGUCAUCCAAUGGAUCCAGAACCCGCGCACCAUCGCCGAGGUCAAGAACUUCGAGCCCUGGAGGGAAAAGUGUGUCGUCGAGGGCAAGCCUGCCUGCUGGGUGCCCCACUCGUGCAAGCUGACCAGCAAAGAGGUUCCCGGCGAAACCAUCAACCUGCAGACCUGCAUCCGGUGCCCCAACAACUACCCCUGGCUGAACGACCCCACCGGCGACGGCUUCUUCUAAGUCAUUCAAACUCCCCCGCGCCUGAUUCCCUCCUUCCCUAGUAUGAUCUAGU
Molecule: messenger RNA, 1783 nt
Organism: Frankliniella occidentalis (western flower thrips)
Lineage: Eukaryota; Metazoa; Arthropoda; Insecta; Thysanoptera; Thripidae
Gene: serp
Product: chitin deacetylase 1
Exons: 5
Coding region: 64-1731 (555 amino acids)
Biological process (GO): carbohydrate metabolic process
Cellular component (GO): extracellular region
Molecular function (GO): protein binding; chitin binding; hydrolase activity, acting on carbon-nitrogen (but not peptide) bonds
Source: RefSeq, a predicted model, not a curated record